This is a messenger RNA of Cornus florida, 2860 nucleotides long. Its product is annotated as E3 UFM1-protein ligase 1 homolog. Gene Ontology annotation, biological process: protein K69-linked ufmylation; response to endoplasmic reticulum stress; regulation of proteasomal ubiquitin-dependent protein catabolic process. Gene Ontology annotation, cellular component: endoplasmic reticulum membrane. NCBI's taxonomy places the organism in Eukaryota, Viridiplantae, Streptophyta, Magnoliopsida, Cornales, Cornaceae. Bases 143 to 2581 code for a protein of 812 amino acids. The transcript has 20 exons. Gene Ontology annotation, molecular function: UFM1 ligase activity. The record is from RefSeq and is a predicted model, not a curated record.
CCCCAAGCUUCCCUUUCUUGGCAACGGACUCCGGUCGAAGUCUCGAACUGAGAACCCUCAAUCUCGUCUGUAUAUAAGUGCGAAACGUAUAUAAAUAUAUAUACAAACACAUACGUAUCAAUUUUCGAAGCAAACUCAAAACAUGGAUGAAGAACUACUGGAAUUGCAGCGACAAUUCGAGUUCGCUCAACAAGCCAAAUCAAGCAUUCGAUUAUCCGAGCGUAACGUCAUCGAAUUGGUCCAAAAACUCCAUGAACUUCAAAUCAUCGAUUUCGAUCUCCUUCACACCGUCACCGGCAAAGAAUACAUCACUCUUGAUCAAUUGAGGCUUGAUAUUCUAUCUGAGAUCAAUAAAUUAGGGCGUGUUUCGUUGAUUGAUCUCGCGGACACAACUGGUGUGGAUUUGUACCAUGUCGAGAAGCAAUCUCAGCACAUAGUAUCCAAUGAUUCCUCGCUCAUGUUAAUCAACGGCGAAGUGAUAUCGAAUUCUUAUUGGGACACUGUCACUGAGGAAAUCAACGAGAGGCUUCAAGAGUGCAGCCAAAUUGCAUUGGCCGAGCUUGCUGCACAAUUGCAAGUUGGUUCAGAGUUACUCGUGACCUUGUUAGAGCCUCGGCUCGGGACUUUGGUGAAAGGUAGGCUUGAAGGUGGGCAAUUGUACACACCUGCGUAUGUUGGCCGUGUUGGUGCAAUGGUUCGAGGUGCCGCACGGGGUAUUACUGUACCUACAAAUUUAACAGCAUUGUGGAGCUCGUUGCAGCUACUAUUGCAGGAAACGGAUGGAGCUAGUGGUGUGGCUGUUGAAGGUUCAUUUUUCCAAUCACUAUUCAAUGGGUUGGUGAAGGAAGGUGAAAUUCUUGGAUCACUUCGUGCAGGAACUCAUUGGACACCUGCUGUUUUUGCCAUGGCUCAGAAACAGGCUAUAGAUUCUUUCUUUUCACAGAAUUCUUUUAUCAGUUAUGAAGUUCUGCACAAACUUGGUAUUCCACAGCCUAUGCAGUACCUUCAGUCCAGAUAUCCUGAAGGCAUACCUCUAGUCACUUUAUUUGUUCACCCAUCAAUGAUUGAGAUGUUGGAUGCUGCUACUGAGGAUGCUAUAGAACAUGGUAGCUGGAUUGAUUCACUUACGGUUUUACCCACAUCCUUUGGAUCCCAGGAUGCAUCUAAAAUUCUGUCACUUUGUCAAUCUGUUCAGGUGGCCCUUAAGGGUAGUAAAGCUCUCAUUUUGGGGGAGUCAUAUAUUUUUAGCAAUGGCUUUAUCAAGGAUUUGUUUGACCGCAUGGAGAAGGAGAUGGAAACCCUUAGCCUUUCUGUGUUUUCCAGUAACAAAAUGUGUGGCGAUUCAAGCAGCAAUCUAGCUGAAUCAAAUGAAACUGCUACUGAGAGUGGUACUAAUAAACAAGCAUCAGAGAAAGGAUCAAAGAAGAAAAAGGGAAAAUCCUCGGUGAAUACGAAGUCAGGGACAGCUGAAACUAGUCCAGAUAAUCAGGAACCUAUACCUACUAAAUCUAAGAAAAACCAGAGAAAAGGCAAGGAUGCAUCUUCCUCGCAAGUGGUUGAUUCAAAAUCAGGUGCUAAGAAAGAAUCAAUUAAGAUGAAAGAGGACACCCUUAGCAUCCCUUCAGAGGAAUGGCUAAUUCAGAAGAUCACGAUGCUGGUCCCUGAUUUUGAAGAACAAGGUAUAGAUGAUCCUGAGACAGUCCUUAAACCUUUAGCAAAUCAUUUGAGGCCAGCGCUGCUCAAUUCAUUGAAGGAGAGAAGAAAGGUGACAUUCGCAGAAAAUGGACAGAAGAUGAAACGCAUACUUGAUAAUUUGCAAAAAAAGCUUGAUGAGUCUUUCUUAAAUAUGCAGCUAUAUGAAAAAGCACUAGAUUUGUUUGAAGAUGACCAACCAAACUCUGUUACUCUACACAAACAUUUAUUAAGAGCCGCAGCAACCCCUAUGGUGGACACUCUCUUACUUAACUUGGAUGUGCACAACAAGUUAAAGAAUGGAAUUGAAGUUGAGGAAUCUCAAAAUCCUGAAUCUGUAUCACUCAAUUCUGGAGAAAGAAUUGCUCUUGCAAAGAGUUUUCCCGGCCCUCUUUCAGUUAAGGCUGUUGCUAUAAUUGAAGCUUUGGAAGGGAAGCGGGUCGAAACAUUCAUGACCGCACUAAGAGUAAUAGCCGAGGAAAGUGGGUUAACUUUAAAAAAACUUGAUAAGAAAUUAGAAAGACCUCUUCUUCAUUCGUAUCGCAAGGAUUUGACAUCUCAAGUUUCUGAUGAAACCGACCCAGUUUUACUUCUGCCAAAAGUUGUCUCUCUCCUUUAUAUACAGGUUUACAAUAAAGCUCUUCAAGCCCCAGGGAGGGCCAUUUCUGCUGCUGUUUCUCGAUUGAAGGAUAAAUUGGAUGAUUCAGCAUAUAAGAUCUUACUGGAUUAUCAUAGUGCAACAGUGACCCUUUUAGGAUUAAUUUCUGCUGCAACUGGCGAACAAGACUGUACAUCUGAUAGAACCUUGAGCAAAAGGGAGCUCCUGGAGAGUUUAAUGCCAGCACUGAAAGGUUUAGUCUUGAGCACGCGCAAUCUUGACUCAGCAUAGGCUCAAUGUCCAAAAUGUUACGCGGAGAGUGAGUCUGUCAAAAUAAUGUUAGAAAUGGCUCCAAACAAAAAUUCGUCAAAGUUUGGAACCAAGUUUUGAUGGUUCUGUAUUAUAUACUAUAUGUUUCUGAGGACCUAUUUGAAACUGCAUUGUACAAUAUGACAACAGUAAGAAAAUAUGUUAAGAUAGUCAUGAUGUUUGUAAAAAAGCAUAGAACUUUCUUCGUUAAUUCGCUUUCACUCUAAAGUUUAUUUCAAAGCCUAGCCUUUGAUUUGCUUC